CAAGGUACUUUAUUGUACAAUAAGUUACAUAUUCUUUUGAUUUUCUCCUUGAUUGUAAGCGGAAAGGAAAGAUCUUCAGGAAUGCCCUGAUCAUCGUAUCCGUUUCUAUCGUACUCCAGGAAGCCAGGCAGCAGGAUGUAAACAAACGCAGCAACCCGUGAAGCGCUGUUCAAACUGUCAAAAAAGCAAACAAAAACAAACACAGCUGUUUGGGCCCGUUCUCCGGUAGUCUCCGUAGCCCAUUCCAGGAGGCGUUCAUGUCCAUCAUGUCCAGCGUCUCGAGUACCCGUGUAAGUACGGUUCGGACCGGUAGAAAGUGUUUCCUGUGUCAAAAUACACGCUAUCGCAGCAAGCAUUGCCGGCUGUUUCGAUUCCCGGUGCGUGGCACGGCCAUGUGGAACCGGUGGUUAACAGCGAUGAACCUCACGGAGGCAACAAUCCGUACAAACGAGCGCCCUCGCCUGUGCCAGCGACAUUUCGAUCCAAAGGACUUCCUAACGCGUCAACUGUCCGGGAUGGCUGUGCCGGUUCGGCACCUAAACCGGAGUAAACCCGCGAAACGCGCGCUCGUUGAAGAGGAACAGGCGUUUCCUUCCAUUCAGAUACUGGAGGCGGAAGGUGAACAAGCAAGCGAUGCGUCCGGCUCCGAAUGCAGCGAACUAUUAGACGAGAUAAUUUCGGAGUGUGAAGAAGCUGCAGACGAGCUUCCGGUGUUAUCGACCAACGCGCCUGUUGGAGAACAAUCGAAUGAAGCUAAUGCCACAGCGCUAAUGUCAGCGACAGAGUGCAGGUGCAGCGUACCACAGCAUCAUACCCUCGAGGAAUUACUCUUGCGGGAAAGGAGCCGUGUGGAGAAGUUGUUAAAGGUAAAUUCCCAACAAAAACACAUCAUAGAGGAGCAGCGAAAUCUACUGUGGGAGCUCGGUGUCGAGUGUGUCACCCAACAGACGGAUCAACCAUCCAACGAUUCGGAUUGAUAAGGCAAGGUGGAGUCUUCGAAGGCAUGUGAUUUUAUUGGCUGUAGCAAAACGGGAAGCAGUGCAAAAAACGAGUUGCCAUUUUCUAGAUCGAGCUGUUCGCGCAAAGUUUGCAACGCGCGUCGCCGCAACCGUGUACACUUGGCGCAUUUCAUGCCCUUGCGCUGGUAGCACUCCCGAUGGCUGACGGUAUUGCAGCGCGUACAGCUGACCGCGUUAUCGUCGAACGGGAACAAAAUCUGAUCGUUGUUGCAGAACUCGCAGAUGUACGCUUUGCCGGAGCAAAUCUGAAGGUUAAAAAGAAACAGGUUGUGUACGGUUAACGGUCGGUGUUCGGUACUGUGAAGCUUCUCAACUCAUCGAUCUCACCAAACAACUCCUGAUGUGAUGCUCGAACGUGGCCCGCAGCGUACGCAGAUAGCCUAGCAACGUGCCAUCCUCCACGCCUACUAGAUCCGCCACACUGUACAGCUCGACCGAUUCCAUCAGAUGGCGCCGGUCGCCGAUUUGCUUCGCCACAAGCUUCCGCUCAUCGGCCAACCGGCAGCCAAUCAGGUACCUUUUCAUGGCACCGAGCUGCACCCGGGCACGUUUCACUUCCGCCAGCCGUGGUAUGAACGUGAACAGGCGCGGAUUUCGUUCCUCCAGCCGGAUGACGGGUUUGUGCAGGAGAAGGUUUAUCUGUUGCCGUGACGCGCGGCACACUUUGCGCGGCACGAAGUCCCAGUUGUUGGUGAUCCUGGCCGGAAUCAGGCUGGUAUCGUUCCAGUGACAGGCCGGACAGUAGUAGAGCCCAGUGUAAUCGCACAACCGUGGUUGAAUGGAGUUCAGUUUUUCUACAAAUAGAGGGACCGUUGGAUGAAUGGCUACCGUUGAAAGAGCUGUUCCAAAGGA
Messenger RNA from Anopheles stephensi (Asian malaria mosquito), 1871 nucleotides. RefSeq lists its product as uncharacterized. Bases 258 to 977 code for a protein of 239 amino acids. Lineage: Eukaryota; Metazoa; Arthropoda; Insecta; Diptera; Culicidae. The transcript has 2 exons. The record is from RefSeq and is a predicted model, not a curated record.